AUGGAUCGAUUACUGCGUCGUGGCUCGUCGUCGGCCAGAGCCAGCGAGUACAGCGACGGCGAUGGAAGCGCAUUGAAGCUCCCUCAGAACGUGGAGGACACGCUAGCCAAAGUUUUGCCCUCGGAGGACGUGUUGGACCGACCUGAGUUCGAUGCGCGCGAGUUCAUCAACCGAAACUUUCCGGACGAGCAGAGUCUGGGGGAGAUUGGUGAUUUUGUGAGCCGUCUCCGCGGGCGUAUGAAGGAGCUCGACGACUCGCUGUCUCAGGCGUCACAAGACCAGAGUUUAGCGGCACAUCAGGCGCUUGUUGGUCUGAAGGAAGCGAAAACGUCGAGUCAGCAGCUUUUCCACAAGAUCCACGAUAUCCGAGGUAAGGCAGAGCAGUCCGAGGUCAUGGUGCAGGAAAUCUGUCGCGACAUCAAGCAGCUCGACUAUGCUAAGCGCCAUCUGCAGACCACGCUCACGGCGCUAAAGCGGCUGCACAUGCUGGUUAAUGCCGUUGAUCAGCUAGAGUUUAUGUCCUCGCAACGUAAUUAUCGCGAGGCCGCAUCUUUGCUCGAAGCUGUCAACCAACUCUUCACGCACUUCGACGGCUACACAAACGUCAGUAAGAUCGUCGAACUGCACAAAACUGUGCGCACAUUGCAGGAAGAACUUGGUGGACAGAUCUUUGCCGACUUUCGGUCUAUUGGCCCCAUGGAGUCGUUGGAGGACAAUUUUCCAUCCGAAGAAGAACGACAAGCUGUCUUUGCCAACCUCGCGGCUGCGUGUGCAGCUGUCGAUGCCUUGGGCAAAGCAACCAGAGAGAAACUGGUCCAUUUAUUUUGUGACGAACAGUUGAUGUCCUACGAGAGACUUUACGGGGACGGGGGAGAGUGCGCUGGGUUGCACCAGGCUGAAACGAGAUACACGUGGUUCUACAAUCUCCUCGCUGCCAUCGACGAUCGCUUGAACGCUAUUUUCCCAAAGCAUUGGCGAAUGGCUCGACGGAUGUGCAUUCGGUUCUGUGAACGAACGCGGACCCAUUUACUUGCACAAAUAGGAGCGCACACUCCGGACGAGAUGGACGUGACUUUGCUGCUGAAGUCUCUACAACGAACGCUCAUGUUUGAACGUGACGCAGCACAGCGCUUCGAAGGGAUAGCCGAUGGAGAAGAGCUUCAGGAAGUGGAACUGGACGAGAACGGCGAUGCCAUUGACCCACAUUCCGCUGAAGGAAUCAAGAGAAAACAUCGUCGCAAGAAGCGUGAGGCGGAGCGUAAGGCGCUAGAAGAAGAAAUGGAGAAGAACGGUGAGCUCACGGACGACAAUAACCAGGGCUUGCCGACUAUUCGGGGAAUGAUAUCUCGUUCAUUCGACCCGUUCAUGACGGCGUAUGUAGCACUGGAGCGUAAGAACAUGGAGCAGAUGAUCAACGAGGUGAUGAGCGCCGAGUUGGUGGAUCGGAACGGCCAGCUGCCAGUGUUCUCGAGCUCCGUGAACAUGUUUGCCUAUAUUCGCAAUUCAAUUAAACGAUGUACGGCCCUGACAAACGGCCAGACGUUCUUUGACCUCCAGAACGAGUUCAAACACUGCUUUCAGCUCUACUCCCAACGGCUUCUCGCGAAACUCCCUGCUGCCUCGACUGGGCCAUCAGGCGGUCUGGAUUCUUCAAGCAGUGGUGCGAGCAACAAGGUCAAAUUGAGCGAUAAACAGGAAGAGGAACUAUGUUUCGUAAUCAACACGGCCGAGUACUGCGCUGAGACGCUGCCAUCUCUGGAGGAAGUAAUUCGAGCGAAGAUUGACAAGGCGUUCAGUGAAGCCAUUGAGUUAUCACAAGAGAUCGAUACGUUCCACGACGUGGGCGCCGCAGCUAUGAAGUGUAUCGUUGCUGGAUUGGAGACGUCGCUGGAUGACGAUUUGAACGCACUCCACAAGGCCAACUGGCAGACAUGGGAAGCCGUGGGCGACGAGAGUUUGUACGUUACGCAAAUGGGCGAGAAGCUGCAGACGUUUGUGCCGGUGUUGCGCCAAAUGCUGUCUGGACUGUACUUUACCAACUUUUGCGAUAAGUUCGCGGCGUCCUUCGUGCCCAAGAUCUUGCAGGCCGUGUUCAAGUGCCGAAGGAUGAACCAGGUAGCAACGCAGCAACUUCUUCUUGACGUGUACGCUCUCAAGACGUUGUUCCUUCAACUGCCAGUGCUGAACAACGACGGCUUCCAAUCCUCUUCCACCUCAACGAGCUCAGCGACGAUCCCGUCGCGUUACACCAAGUUCGUCUCGAACGAGAUGGCGACGGUGGAAAACGUGCUGAAGCUCAUUGGCACUCCGAACGAAAUGCUCGUCGAGAGCUUCAAGAUCAUGUGGCCUGAGGGUUCUGCGGAGGAUUUUCAGAAUAUUAUGGCUGUGAAAGGGCUCAAGAAGAGUGAGCUGGCGGCGUAUCUCGACACAUUGGGGAUGCAGCGCAAGCCCACGGGUAAGAUCGCGGAAAUGGAGGGCAAGAUGAGCGACAUGACGGAGAACUGGAAGAAAAACAUGCAGAACUUUGCCAAGGUGCCUUUCACAUUCACGGGCGGAAUGAACACCAAUGCACAUCAACAGGGCUAG
This is a messenger RNA of Phytophthora infestans T30-4, 2586 nucleotides long. Its product is annotated as vacuolar protein sorting-associated protein 53. The coding region runs from base 1 to 2586 and encodes 861 amino acids. Gene Ontology annotation, biological process: retrograde transport, endosome to Golgi. Gene Ontology annotation, cellular component: GARP complex. The transcript has 2 exons. Lineage: Eukaryota; Oomycota; Peronosporomycetes; Peronosporales; Peronosporaceae. The record is from RefSeq and is a predicted model, not a curated record.